Amphiprion ocellaris (clown anemonefish) is the source of this 2057-nucleotide messenger RNA. RefSeq names its product RNA-binding protein 44-like. Lineage: Eukaryota; Metazoa; Chordata; Actinopteri; Pomacentridae. The record is from RefSeq and is a predicted model, not a curated record. Bases 78 to 2057 code for a protein of 659 amino acids. The transcript is spliced from 16 exons.
CUGUCUGCGGUUCUCCUCCGGUACUUGCUGUUAUAUUAGUGACGCUAACGGCCGGUUUCAGCAGGUUUCUAGCCGGUAUGGUGCCGUGUUUCCUGGCUAACCCGGUGUGGAGCUCCGCCUCCGCCUCACCGUGGCUCGGGUUAUGGCCUCACCAGGUGUCCGUUCCCGGCCUUCCUAACUCGUACAGAGAGUAUCCCGGAGCCGCGCUAACGCUGCCGGUGGUUCCGUAUUUCUACAAUCCGGCGACAGAGCUUCAAAAUCAGCAGGAGAGCAGGAGGUUCAUCCUGCACAGGUCAGUGUUUGACCUGGUGGAAGCCCACGUGUACCUGUCCCUGACUGACUCCAGGCUGCUCAAUUGGUACCUGAGUUUAUCUCCAGAGGACAGACGGAUCGUCCAGGCUGAAGGAGGUUUUCGUCAGUUCCUGCAAAGACAUCCAGCCUUAGAGCUGACCAGGCGUCAUGUCUAUGUGAAAUACAGCACUGGAGGCAUCAGACCCGUCCAGCCGACUGUGACAUCCGAACGAUCGGUAAAGUCGGGAGCAACGACGACCAGAUGUGAACCACCUCACACACAUCUGGAGCUGGAGAUGUUUCCCAGGGAUUUAACUCUGCUGGGCUGCAGAAACACCACCGGAGAACAUCUCUGUGAUGAGUUCUGCAACAGCAAACAGUCUCUCCACCUUCAGGAGAGCUUCCAUCGGACCUCCAGCAGCCCCAUCACAGAGAGAGCCAGCCUUCAGAAAGACCUGAGCAGCAGUGCAGCGGUGUGCAGCGAUCCAUCGGUCCUGGCUGGAUUAACUCUGGACCUGGAGCUGGACAGAUGCAGCCAGAGACCAGAGACCAGGACCCACAUUUCAGCUGAUGGAGACCAGAAUGUUACAUGUUCUGAAGCCAGACCAUCACACUCCAACUGGCCAACGGUGAAUAAAGAACCUUCUGACUUCAGCAGUGACAGGAUCAGACUGGAUGGUUCAGAAUACAAUGACGUGAACAUCGUCCAGACCAACAGUUCUGCUGUGGGCUCAGAGAGCAACACCACAGAGGACAGGUGUCAGGAUGACCUGCUGCAGAGGGAUCAGUUCACUGAUGAAGAUCAGACUGAGAACAUCCAGAGCAUCAUGGAGGACGAUCGGAGCAUCCUCGUCUGUUGUCCUUCAUGUCUGAAGUCUGAUCAUCCUCAGACGACCUUGAACCCCUCAGAGUUUACCUGCCGUCCCACCUGGGAUGUUAACGUUGGGACUGAGCUGCUGCUGAGGACUUCAACCUUCACCCAAACUGAAGACCCAGAAACAGUCGACAAACACGUCAUCACUGAAGUCCACAUGUCAGACCUGGACUAUCUGGCUGAGGAAUUCACCAAACUGAAGACAACUCAAGGGCAGAAGGAGAAGAUAAAAAGAGAGGAGUGUGACUGUACAGAGUGCGCUCAGAAGGCAGAGCUGAACCUGCUGACGCUGCAGUACAACAUCUGCAGACAUCACAUCUGGAAAAUCUACUGGGAGGGAAAGCAGCUCAGCUCAGUGAACAAAGAUCCUCCUGAAAACAUAACAGAGGUUCUGGACAAACUGGACUCUGACUACCAGGAGAUGAAGCGCGAGAUCCUGGCUGGAGUUCCUCUGGAGCAGCUGAAGCCUCUUUCUGUGGACUCUGGGAUGAUAAUCUCAGGAGGUUACACACCUGCACAGAUGGUUGCUGAUGAGCUGGGAAACGUUUCCUUUCGGACGUCUGAAGAACCUCAGCAGCUUUAUCCAGCAGCAGAACGCAGCAGGAGACCUGAUGAUGGAAGCACAAACAUCAGCCAGAUUAAGAAGAAAAUGAUUAAAACUAGAAGAGUUGCUAGCGUGAUCCUGAAGGACGGACGUUUUCUACAGACCAAGCAGGAAGGAAAUCAGACGGGUGAGAAAAUCUGUUCUUUCAUCUGGCGAGCGGAGUGGAUGUGGAAUGUCACCUCACUGGCGGGGAGGGAACCUGAGCUGGUGGAGGUGGAGCGAUACCGGCUAGAUGUAGUUGGGCUCACCUCCACGCGCAGCAAGGGUUCAAGAACCAGAAUCCUCUAG